Messenger RNA from Botrytis deweyae, 1943 nucleotides. RefSeq lists its product as uncharacterized. Gene Ontology annotation, biological process: protein ubiquitination; modification-dependent protein catabolic process. Lineage: Eukaryota; Fungi; Ascomycota; Leotiomycetes; Helotiales; Sclerotiniaceae. The transcript has 4 exons. Gene Ontology annotation, molecular function: ubiquitin protein ligase binding; protein tag activity. Bases 430 to 1791 code for a protein of 453 amino acids. The record is from RefSeq and is a predicted model, not a curated record. Gene Ontology annotation, cellular component: cytoplasm; nucleus.
AUUUGCUCUAUAUAAUUUAUACCCCGCAAAGCAAGAAAAAACAACCAUUGAAAGUUUCUCGGAUUUGCAAAUAUCUUUUCCUCUCGUUUCGCAGUCGUAAACCAGCUCCUCUUCACGGGUAGAUGGCAAUCGGUAGAUGUAGUUGGCACACCGAUCGAAUCCACUCGAGGCAUCGUGUUGCUGUCAGAAGAAUAUGGAAUCAGAAGACAGAGAGAAUCGUGGAAUCAUGUUUCGAAAACUGCUGUGCUAGAAAUUACAACACGAUCUUUUCUUUGUUUGUUCAUGGAGUUGUUGAAUAUUCCUGUUUCAGUUGGAGCUUCUGGAGCUUGGUGGAUGAUAUUGUGAGAGAUACUUAAUGAGAGAAUCGUUCUGUGAGGUUAAAACAAUCGCUCCUCCCUACCAUCGACUCAAGUCACGGAUACCUUCACCAUGACUUCCUCACCCCUCAAAGUCGGAUUGAAAACCGCUUUUGAUGGUUUUCCAGGAGCUUUCCAAAAGAUUGCCAUAAACAAUAACAGUGGUGGCAAAAUGGAGAUUUCUUUUCAUCGAACGGUUCGGAUCCCGGAUGACGGCAAGAACUACCAGUUUCCCCCUAACCUUGGAAAAUUCCCUAUUUAUUCAAUAGAUGAUUAUGCAGAGAAGCUACCUCUCGACAUCGUUAGAAAGGGAGGUGUGUUUGUUCCUAUUUGGCAGCGCGAGGCUUUGUGGAUUAAAUUUCAUGCGUACGAGACUUCGCGAUUUGCGGUUAAAGUCUUUGUUGGCGGAAUUAAUGCUAUGCCAGAAGAGAGCAGACAUUGUGAGAUGAAACCUGGGGAGCCUAUCGCUGAAUCAGACGAAAAGCAAGAUUAUCUUGUAGUGCCAGGACAAGAAUGGUUUGGCGACUUUGUCAGAAUUAAUGAGACAGACAUGCAACUUGUCGCAGUGCCUACUGGCUCAGGAUACUUGGUUGAAGCACAGAUCAAUGGUGUCGACAAGAUCGCUAGCCUUCGGUUCGAAAUCAUUCCGUUUCGCGUAUUGUCUCAUUUUGAUGGCAAAAUAAUCAUUAAAACUCUGACGGGCAAGAGUUUCCCUGUGCAUGUGAGCUCCGACAUGACUGUUGCAACGCUCAAGGAUCGUAUACAGGGCAAAGAAAGCAUACCGAUAGAUCAGCAGCGUCUUAUAUUUAUGGGAAAGACACUUGAAGAACACCAUACCUUAGGAGAUAUUAGUGUAGAAGAGGGAAUGACUGUGUAUUUAGUUCUCAAACUGUGUGGAGGUUUCGGUUUUUCAAAUUUGUUCUCUUGGGAGAAAGAACAACUACAAAAUGAAAUGAUGAGAGAAUUCGAAAAGAUGAAAAAAGAGUUUUACGACAGAGAUCAUGAACUGACAUUGGCACCCGGUGGUUCUAUUCAUCAAGCGAUUCGAAAAGACUGUUUUCAAAGAGAGAGAUAUGACGAAAGGAAUGCAGUUAUGUUCAACAUACAAUUACUUUCCCCCAAAACAUUCCACUUAGUUACAGGCACACCACCUCCUCAGACUCCGAUUUCCGUGGGAACCUACGCUAGAUACGGAUAUCCAUUCUUCGAGAUUUACAACGAGCGAAGAGCUUUCGCGGGUACUUUCGAAGGGAUUCCGAAACCCGUAGGAGAUAUCGAUAAGGAAAAGAACGUGAAUUUGGAAGUCCACCAACGAGAGAACGGUUUGCAUUUCAGGAGUGUGAAAUUGAAUACGGUGGAUAAGAUGAGCCAAUUCUACACUGAAAUGGCUCUUCCAAAUAAGAACGGGCAGAAUCAAUAUCGAUAUGGUAGUUAGAACAUUUGGAAGGAAGGCAAUAUGUGAUAGCUCAGACAGAUUGGCUGUUUUAUGCUGUUUAUGAUUCAAGGGUAUCGCAUAAUUGAAAUAGACUGAGUUUACAGAGCCUCAUAUGUUUUCCCAGUAUACUUUGAGCUUAUGACUGUAUUCUA